Molecule: messenger RNA, 367 nt
Organism: Dioscorea cayenensis subsp. rotundata (Guinea yam)
Lineage: Eukaryota; Viridiplantae; Streptophyta; Magnoliopsida; Dioscoreales; Dioscoreaceae
Product: EEF1A lysine methyltransferase 4-like
Molecular function (GO): S-adenosylmethionine-dependent methyltransferase activity
Source: RefSeq, a predicted model, not a curated record
CGCCAUUGAUAGCCACCACGGAGCUCGGAGAACAACGAUGACGCAGGGAUCAACAACGUUGCACGCAUAUGGGGAGGCUUCCUACUGGGAUCGUCGCUAUGGCCAGGACCCAGGUCCCUUCGAGUGGUACCAGAAGUACCGCUCCCUCGCGCCGCUGUUUGAUCUCUAUCUCCGUCGCCACCACCGGCUCCUCCUCGUUGGCUGUGGUAACUCCGCACUCGGAGAAGACAUGUUAAAUGAUGGCUAUGAGGACAUUGUUAAUAUUGACAUAUCGUCUGUAGUGAUUGAAGCCAUGCAAACAAAAUACCAGGACAAACCAGCUCUCCAGUAUAUUAAAAUGGAUGUGAGAGAUAUGAGUGAUUUUUGA